Messenger RNA from Vitis riparia (riverbank grape), 3019 nucleotides. RefSeq lists its product as uncharacterized. The transcript has 14 exons. Gene Ontology annotation, molecular function: protein binding; histone acetyltransferase activity. The record is from RefSeq and is a predicted model, not a curated record. Gene Ontology annotation, cellular component: transcription factor TFIIIC complex. NCBI's taxonomy places the organism in Eukaryota, Viridiplantae, Streptophyta, Magnoliopsida, Vitales, Vitaceae. Bases 200 to 2794 code for a protein of 864 amino acids. Gene Ontology annotation, biological process: transcription initiation at RNA polymerase III promoter.
ACUAGGGUUUUACCUCCUUUCUCUCUCCACUACCCACUACCCACCACCACCCAAUCAAAAAAUAAUAUAAAAAAAUAAAGGCCGCCUCUCAAAAUCGGUUGUACACCGGACUUGAUCCCUGGAUCUUCCGCAAAAUCUUUGAUUUUUCCCUCCAAAUUCCCAUUCAGUUCUAACCACCUCCGUCCACAGGCCUCCGCCAAUGGCCUCCCGUUUCCAAGCCGCUUCGCUCGUGGCUUCGCCGUCGUACCCCAAUGCCGUCGCCUGGUCCGACGAGAACCUCAUCGCCGUCGCCACCGGCCACCUCGUCACCAUACUGAAUCCGGCAUUGCCAUUUGGACCGCGAGGUUUGAUAACGAUUCCGGCCAACAAGCCCUUUCCGAUUGGAGUGAUAGAAAGACAAGAUUUAUACUCAGGCUGCUUGUUGAGCACUUGUUUAUCACGAGACAUCCGACCAUGUGUUAGAUCAAUUUCAUGGUCACAUAUAGGAUUGGCUCCUAAUGCAGGAUGCUUGCUUGCUAUUUGCACCAUAGAAGGACGUGUGAAGCUGUAUCGUGCACCAUUUUGUGAGUUCCAAGUUGAGUGGGUAGAGGUUGUGGAUAUAACAGACAUGCUCUAUGAUUAUCUUGCAAAUAUUAGUUUUGGAGAGUCAGAAACUGCUGUAUCUUCUGAUGUGUUUCAGCCACAUUCUGACAAGUUGGAAGGAAAUAAUCCACUUCAAAUUGUUUAUAAGCGUACAUCUAAAGCGAGAUCACUCAAGAAGAUAGGAGAAGAUUGCACAUCUAAAACGAGAUCACUCAAGAAGAUAGGAGAAGACUGCACUCUCCCACUGGUAACUGUGAAUCAAUAUGCUUCUCGCAAUGCAAUGCUGUCAUCACUGGUUGUUGCCUGGUCGCCAGUGCUGUGUUUACCACCUGAAACCGAUUCAGCUCCUCCAGAUAACUCAUCCAACUGCUUUUCUCUACUUGCAGUUGGUGGGAAAUCUGGUAAAAUUUCCUUUUGGAGAGUUCAUGAACCGCUAUCCUAUACUGUUGAGCACAGCAGGGUUCCCAUCAGUGUGAUGCUUGCUGGAUUCCAUCAGGCACAUAACACAUGGGUCACUGCAAUCAGUUGGGCAUUACUAACUUCUGAUGCUUCAAGUCCUCAGGUUUUACUUGCUACAGGGAGUACAGAUGGGAGUGUGAAGAUUUGGCUAGAAUACAGUGAGAAAUUGCUGAAAUCAUCUGAGGUCAAUGAUCCCCCUUUCUCAUUGUUGAAAGAGGUUAUAAAUGCUGAUUCUGUCCCAGUUUCAGUUCUCACGCUUAUUGUGCCUGUACAAUCACCACAGAAGAUGUUCUUAGCAGUUGGCAAGGGAUGUGGAUCUUUUGAAGUAUGGAUAUGUGAUUUAUCUAUCAGAAAAUUUGAUAGAAUCGGCUCAUAUAAUGCACAUGAUCAUGUUGUUACAGGUUUAGCUUGGGCUUUCGAUGGAUGUUGUUUGUACAGCUGCAGCCAGGAUAAUUCUGUGCGUAGCUGGAGUUUAUGUGGGAAUUCCCUCGAUGAAGUACCCAUUCCUCCAAAUACUCCUGGUGUAAAGAACCCUGCCGAUGACCUCCCAUAUUUAUUUGGUUCAUGCUAUGGUGUAGCAGUAUCCCCUGGAAAUCUGGUGGUUGCUGUGGCUCGUGGUUUUGAUGCUGGUCUAUUGAAUCCAAUGUAUCAGGCAAGGACUCAAAAGGCUGCCAUUGAGUUCUUCUGGAUAGGUGGGCAACAACUUGAAAGUUCAACAAACAGAAACCUAGAGUUUGGUAUUGAAAAUUUUCCUGGUUUUCCUAAGAAGGAAUUGAUUUAUUGGGAGUGUAAUAUGUUGUGGUAUUUAAGUCAAUAUGAGCAUCUGGAUAAGCCUUUGGUAGUUUGGGAUAUAGUUGCAGCAUUGUUGGCUUUCAAGCAGUCUGCACCUAAGUAUGUGGAACUUGUACUGGUUAAGUGGCUUUCAGUUUCAAAUGUGGAAUCCCAUCUGGGCCUUUCAACAGGAAAGAUUUUGUCUCAUGCCUCCAGAACUUUCUCAAAUACUACUACCCGAAAGUUGCACCUUUUCAAUAUCAUCUGUAGACAUGUAGUACUAUCUGAGCUGAAGGCAGAUAAAAUUAACAGCAAACAGCCUAAUCUAGAAGAAUUUGGUGGUGCUGAGGAGGAAAAACUGAAGUUGUGGAUGGAACUACUUCUUUGCAGUGAAAGAGAACUCCGUGAAAGGCUUGUGGGUUUUGCUUUUUCUACUGUUUUAGGUCUCAUGUCCUCUUUGGCUGCAAAAGUUUAUAGAGCUGAGGGCUGGGAUCCAGUUGGAUUAGCACAAAUGGAGCAGUGGGUUGCACUUAAUUAUGAUCAUGUACAGGAUCAACUAAAACUCCUUGCAUCAGAAGUUAGAAACCUUGAUAAGAGGAAGCUGCAUUCUGUUUGUGAAUAUGUAGCAGGAGAGCAAUGUAGCUAUUGUUUAGCAUCUGUUCCAUUUGAAUCUCCAGAGAUUGCUUUUUGCCAAGGUGCAAAGUGCAGUGGUGGGGUUGGUCAGAGCCAUAAACUAGCACGGUGUGCCGUUUGCAUGCAGGUCUGCCCUGCUACACCCUCCUGGUUUUGCACGUGUUGUCAGAGAUAUUCUUCAAAACUGGCUCCCCCACAAUUUUUUCUCAUGCCCAGAUAUCCACUGGAUUUCAAGUCUUCAACUGAAUCCUGCACCUUAAACAAUUUCUCUAAACCCUUCUGCCCCUUUUGUGGAAUACUGCUACAAAGAUUACAACCGGUAUUUCUACUCUCUGCAUCACCAGCAUAAUUUGAACUAAACACCAUAGAUAUUUACUGUUGUAUGAGUGAUAAUAAAGGCUGUUCCAAGUUUUGAGUCCCACGGGAGGGGCAGCUAUGAUUAUAUUAUUGUACGGCAUCAGUCUAGAAUAAAAGUACUGGAAACUGAUGUGCUUUUGAGCAUUUAGAUAUAAGAGAGAAUUUUUUCUGUACAGAUUCUAUUAAUAAGUUCAUUAAUGUAUUGAUUUAACACAUU